Messenger RNA from Capsella rubella, 1664 nucleotides. RefSeq names its product E3 ubiquitin-protein ligase rnf8-B. The record is from RefSeq and is a predicted model, not a curated record. Lineage: Eukaryota; Viridiplantae; Streptophyta; Magnoliopsida; Brassicales; Brassicaceae. Gene Ontology annotation, molecular function: metal ion binding. Bases 162 to 1550 code for a protein of 462 amino acids. The transcript is spliced from 7 exons.
AAUUUCGCUUCUCCCUUAGCCAAUUUCUUCCAUUGUUACUGACCUUAGAAAGAACACGAAGAGAUAAAGAGUACAAACUGAGAUCAACGAAAGAGGCAUAAGCGACGGAUUCCUAAAACGAGAGAUAAUCGCAGCAAAUUCGUACCAAUAUUAAACCAGGUAUGGAAAAUGUGGUUGCGACUGUGAGUGGUUAUCACGGAUCUGAAAGGUUCAAGCUCAUCAAGCUUAUUUCUCAUUCUGGAGCUAGUUAUGUCGGGGCAAUGUCAAGAUCUAUUACGCAUUUGGUGUGUUGGAGAUUCGAGGGAAAAAAGUAUGAUCUUGCGAAGAAGUUUAAUACAGUAGUAGUUAAUCAUCAGUGGCUGGAAGAAUGCGUAAGGAAAGGGAGACGAGUUUCUGAGACGCCUUAUAUGUUUGAAAGUGGGGAAGAGGUUGGACCUUUGAUGAUUGAACUUCCUUCGGUUGCUAAAGUCGCUAAAAAAGUGAAUAAGGCUGCAGAAACUUUUGAUAAAUACUUUAGUAAUGGUGAAGAAAGCAGGAGAGGCUCCACUUCUGAGCUUGCCACUUGGAUGGAUUCUGUCUUGUUGAAAGAGAAAAAUAUGGAAGUAAACAGACAGUCAGUGCGAUUAAGAACAAAGAGGCCGAGUAGUAUUUUAGAAGACAAGGAAAACACUGGUGUGGCGGAAUCUUCAGGGAAAGGAAAGAGGCGGUUAGUACAGCAGCGCUUGUGCAGAAACCUUAUCGACCUUGAAUCUGAUGAGGAGUCUGAUAAUAAUUGUCUUGACAAUUCUGAUGAGAACCAAAAUAAGACUCAUGAUAUUAGAGAACCUGAUGAUGAAUUUGUGAGGGACUGUGUUUUCGAACCAGGAGAAACAUCAGCUCUUCGACAUCCUGGAGACUCUACAACACAAAACUGGGACGUGAAUGAAAUAGAGGAAUCUGAGAAUUGGAGUCAUUCAGCUGUUUUUAAACGUCCUAGAUCAAAUUGUGCAGAGAGAAAACCGCAAGAUGAUGAGUCAAACUACAACAAAACUGAUUCAAGAACAGAUGAAACAGACGCAACGGAGAAGGUUCCUCCUGCACAGGUUUCCUGCAUUAUAUGCUGGACCGAGUUUAGCUCCAGCAGAGGCAUUCUCCCUUGCGGCCACAGAUUUUGUUAUUCGUGCAUCCAGAAAUGGGCAGACCGUUUGGUUGCAGAAAGAAAGAAGACAACAUGUCCAUUGUGCAAGUCCAAUUUCAUCACCAUAACAAAGAUAGAAGACGCUGAUUCAUCCGAUCAAAAGAUAUAUUCACAAACAGUCCCUGACCUAUCUUCAACAAAUAACACUCUCGUAGUACUCCCUGAAGAAGAAGAAAGACGAGGCUUCAGUGCACUGGCUCGAGCUUCAGGUUGCAGCAAAUGCUACUUGACUGAACCAGAGGAGCUUCUCAUAAGAUGUCACCUCUGCAAUUUCCGGCGCAUCCACUCUUAUUGUUUAGACCCUUACCUGCUUCCUUGGACCUGCAAGCAUUGCAGUGAUCUUCAGACGAUGUACCAGCGGCGUAACUACUAAAAAUAAAAUAUGAUCAUAAUGUUUGAUCUUGAAAUUAUGGAUAUUAGCAAUAUCCCCCUAUUUAUUUUUUUUGUUUACAUUCUCACAAAAGUUUAUAGAAGAUUUCUGCAUUAA